This is a messenger RNA of Mycosarcoma maydis (corn smut), 2766 nucleotides long. Its product is annotated as RNA-binding RNA processing protein NOP9. The record is from RefSeq and is a predicted model, not a curated record. Gene Ontology annotation, biological process: ribosomal small subunit export from nucleus; endonucleolytic cleavage in 5'-ETS of tricistronic rRNA transcript (SSU-rRNA, 5.8S rRNA, LSU-rRNA); endonucleolytic cleavage to generate mature 5'-end of SSU-rRNA from (SSU-rRNA, 5.8S rRNA, LSU-rRNA). The coding region runs from base 1 to 2766 and encodes 921 amino acids. Lineage: Eukaryota; Fungi; Basidiomycota; Ustilaginomycetes; Ustilaginales. Gene Ontology annotation, cellular component: nucleolus; preribosome, small subunit precursor; 90S preribosome. The transcript has a single exon. Gene Ontology annotation, molecular function: RNA binding.
AUGCCGCCCAAGAUUCGACAAAGGGGUAAAAAGCCCUCAAAAGUCAGAAAGCUUCAGCAAGAGCAAGAACAACUCCAACAGCACGACGCUCAGCCACUGGCAUCUUCGGCGUCCUCUUCGACAAAUCCGAUUCAAUCACAGGCUGACUAUAUCCCGGUCGAUGUCGAAGACGCAGAUACGUCUACGGUACCUCAGAACGAUGCCGAGGAAGAUCAACCAAACUGGAUCAAGUUGGGAGACAGGCCGGGCAAGGCCGAGCACGAGGCUCCGUUCGGCUAUGUCGAUGCUGAGCUCAAGGCGUAUCUCCGAGCUGGCUGGGAGCGUGUUACGGAGCUGGAAUCACAAGGUUACACUUCCAAGUCUACUCUUACAGCCAUCGUUGCGGCGAGCGCACCAUCUGGUGCUCACAAGAACGGUCUUGGCGCUGACGACGACGAGGCGGACGACGACGACGAGCUAGCGCUGCUACUGCAAGCCACAUUGAAAGAGAUGGAUGGUAAAGAGCUUUUGCUGUCUACCGACCCAGACACCUCGCUCAUUGUCGAAGCCAUCCUUCACCGUCUCCCUGCUAAACCAUUGCGAGUAUUUGUAGAUCGUCUGGCGGGCAACUUUGCCGUUCUCGCUAAACAUCGCUUCGCCAGCCACGUCAUACAAGCGUGUCUCACUACUCUUCAGCCUGCUGUCACCCUUGAACAUGCCUCGCAACAGCACUUCUAUCAACAUCAACAUCGUUCCAGCGGCCUGAACGGUAAAGCGACUGCAUCCUCAGCAUACGCGAGCGACGCAGCGACCAUCGUCAACGAGGACGGCAUUCUGCGGAGCGCAACCCAACUCAUCCUCGACCUCAUCGACGAACUGUCUUCCGACCAAGACAUGCUCUUCUCGCUCGUCACCGAUUCAUUUGGAUCGCACGUUAUUCGUUCGCUGUUGUGCGUUCUGACAGGUCGCAACAUUCAAACGGAUCCAAGCUCGACAGCGCAUGCUGCAGCAGCUUCUGAUCUUCGGUCUCGACGCAGCGCCAAGUUCCGCAAUCGGAAAGCUCCGACUGCUCCUAAUAGCGCCGCUGUAGCAGGUGCAGUUUCACCAGAGGACUUGCUCGUUGUAGUACCGGAUCUGCUCUAUAACCGAGCUAUGUUGCUCAGGCAAGAGAUCCUCAAAGAUGCAAGCGUCGAAACCGUCCGCAGGUGGGCCACCGAUGCAGUAGCCUCUCCGCUUCUGCAGCUCCUCAUCGAAAUCGAGGCGGACUCACUCGACGGCGAACAGGGCGACAAGCUCUGGAAAGGAACUUUGGUCGACAGCCUGUUGAACGGCUUUGUCUCGUCCCCUCCCGAAACCGUAGAGGAAGGAGAAGUCAAGAAAGACGUCUACCUCGAAACUUCGCUUCGUGACAAUGUCGCAUCACACGCAUUGCAGCUCGUUCUCGAGCGUGCACCCGCUUCGACGGCCUCGCGCUUCUUCCACAUUUACAUCCGCAGCCGCAUGGCCAAGCUUUGCAUCCAUCCUGCCGCAAAUCACAUUGUAGCCACUCUGAUUCGCCGACUUUCCACGGCCGAUCUGGAGCCGGUGAUCGCCGAAAUGGCCAAGAUCGCUUCGGGUAUGGUCAAGGAGCAGAUGGUUGGCUGUCUUCAAGCAGCCGUCGAUCGCGUAGUACAGCUGACGCAGGAGGAGAGCGACAAAGAGGAAGUCAAAGAGCUUGUCAAGGCUGUCAGCGAGGUUGUGCUGGCAGCUUUCAGGUUCAAGUCACAAUCGUCAUCGGAACAAAGUGACGAAGAAGGGCUCAAGCUACUCGUUCCUGCAGUGUUGGCGUUGAGGACGCGGAAGGCAUACUUGCACACGUAUAGUGCGCAUCUGAAGAAGGACAAUCGAGACGGAGAGGGCGAGAACGGAGCUCGUGGAUCGAAGCGAGGACGCGAUGGCAAGGCCAAGCAGAGCAAAACCAAGUACAGCAAGAAGAAGGACGCUGAAGUGUCGAACAAGGAAGAGGAACAGGAGCAGUCGCCAUGGACUAUGGAUGCGUCGUACGAACUGCCAGCUGCCGAAUCGACGACUCAGGGAAGUCUUCUUCUGCAAUCGUUGUUGCGACUUCCCGGACCAGCGGCACCUGCACGUGCUCCACCGAAACGCACAUUUGGCCGGGCCGCUCCCGCAUCUGCAUCUUGCACCUCAGCUGCUCGCGCUGAGUCAUGGGGGAGCGCGCUCGUCCUCGACUCUCUCUGCUCGCUGCCCACACUCACACCGUUCGCGCGCAACCCGACUGCCGUACAUACGCUCAUCUCUUGCCUCUGCCCUCCACCGCAUCCUACAUCACCACACUUGGACUGGAAUCAAUCCACACGCAGACGCACACUCUCGUCCACCCUCACCACCUCGCUCGCCUCGUUCUGCGGCGACAAGUACGGUUCACGUCUCGCCGACUCACUAUGGUUCUCGGUGGAUGGGUAUUCCAAAGAGAAAAUCGUCAAGUACGUCAUCGAGCACUCGACCGAGAUCAUCAAACAGCCAUAUGCUAGUUACUUUACCAACAAGCUGCAACUGCAGCUGUACAGGAAGGGAAAGGUGCGUGAGUGGAAUCAGGCGAUCCAGGCUCAAGCACAGCUCGCGAACAAGGACAAGGAGAUCAGUGUAUCGACAGUUCAAAGCGGCGCUAGAAAACACUCGCCAAUCAUCGUCGAGACCAAAAGGGUGUCGGAAGCGUCUGCAAAGUCAAAGCGUCGCAAGAAGAGCAAGUUGGAUGGACAGCUGGAUUCGAUCCUGGACCAGAUCUAG